Messenger RNA from Lineus longissimus, 2044 nucleotides. Its product is annotated as calcium-binding protein LPS1-alpha-like. The transcript is spliced from 11 exons. Bases 55 to 1611 code for a protein of 518 amino acids. The record is from RefSeq and is a predicted model, not a curated record. NCBI's taxonomy places the organism in Eukaryota, Metazoa, Nemertea, Pilidiophora, Heteronemertea, Lineidae. Gene Ontology annotation, molecular function: enzyme regulator activity; calcium ion binding.
GUGGCAUGGGAAGGUUUAUGAAAACUCACCAAGCAAAGUCACCAAUUGAGCACGAUGAUAUACAUGGAGGCUGACCAGCUUACGGAGGAGCAGAUUGCCGAGUUCAAGGAAGCUUUCUCCUUAUUCGACAAGGACGGCGAUGGCACCAUCACCACGAAAGAGUUGGGUACCGUCAUGAGAUCUCUGGGUCAGAAUCCGACAGAGUCAGAACUUCAGGAUAUGAUCAACGAGGUGGACGCUGAUGGAAAUGGAACCAUCGAUUUCCCAGAAUUCCUCACAAUGAUGGCAAGGAAAAUGAAAGAAACAGACACGGAAGACGAACUGCGCGAGGCAUUCCGAGUGUUUGACAAGGACGGCAAUGGUUUCAUCAGCGCGGCCGAGUUACGGCACGUCAUGACCAACCUCGGCGAGAAACUGACUGAUGAGGAAGUGGAUGAGAUGAUCAGGGAGGCUGACACGGAUGGUGAUGGACAGGUCAAUUAUGAAGAAUUCAAAGAGGCGUUUGCCUUAUUUGACAAAGACGGCGAUGGCACCAUCACUACGAAGGAGUUGGGUACCGUCAUGAGGUCCCUGGGUCAGAACCCCACAGAAGUUGAGCUGGAGGGUAUGAUUCGUGAAGUGGACAGAGAUGGAAGCGGAAGCAUAGACUUCCCCGAGUUCUUAACCAUGAUGGCGAACAAGAUGAAAGAUGGCGGAGACAACGAGUCCGAACUCAGGAAUGCAUUCAAAGUGUUUGACAAGGACGGAAACGGUUACAUCAGCGCCGCCGAGCUACGGCACGUCAUGACCAACCUCGGCGAGAAACUGACUGAUGAGGAAGUGGAUGAGAUGAUCAGGGAGGCUGACAUUGAUGGAGAUGGACAGGUUAAUUAUGAAGCAUUUAACGAUGCCUUUGACCUGCUGGACGAAGACGGCAGUGGUACCAUUACAACCGCCGAGUUAAACACAUUGAUGCGAUCGUUGGGCCAGAAUCCAUCUGAGAAUGAAUUACGGGCUUUGCUGAAAUCUGUGGAUGCAGAUGGAGACGGCACCAUAGAUUUUCCAAAAUUCCUCGCAAUGAUGAACAGGCGCAUGACCGUGUCAGACAAGGAAAGCGAGAUCCGGGACCUAUUCAGCCUCUUUGACCAACAUGGCGACGGCUAUAUUGAGGCAGAGGCAUUACGGAUGGAGCCUGUCUUGUCUGAGGAAAGGAUUGCAGAGUUCAAAGAAGCCUUUUCUCUUUUCGACAAAGACGGCGAUGGCACUAUAACGUCGAAAGAGUUGGGUACAGUCAUGAGGUCCCUGGGUCAGAAUCCCACGGACGGCGAACUGCAGGACAUGAUCAAUGAAGUCGAUGUUGACGGCAAUGGAACGAUAGACUUCCAGGAGUUCUCAGGGAUGAUGUCUCGGAAGACCAAGGAUGCCGAUGUAGAAGAUGAGCUAAAAGAAGCAUUCAAUGUGUUUGACAAGGACGGCAAUGGUUUCAUCAGCGCGGCCGAGUUACGGCACGUCAUGACCAGCCUCGGCGAGAAACUGACUGAUGAUGAAGUGGAUGAGAUGAUCAGGGAGGCUGACAUUGAUGGAGAUGGACAGGUCAAUUAUGAAGAAUUUUUGAAGAUGAUGAGUAAUUGACACUCUGCCGUUAACCUCUCCCCGCCACCGCCACCUUCUCUUGCGGAGAGCAGUGACGUUCAACUCCCUUAAAGACUCAAUUCACUGUUUAAAUGACUUACAUAUCAAGACUGAAUGAUAUAAUACUACGAUACCAAGCUGGUCAUAUUUGAGGUGAGAGCGGAAGUUACACUCAGUUGGACACUUUGACCUCCAUUUCAAGAACACACAUAUGUAUAGGCGAGGCUAUAUUCAUUUCAAGUAUUGCCGAAAUGUUUUACUUUGGCACAUGGAUAUAACAUUUACAUGCAAGGAUGCUGUCGAUGCCUGACCAUCAAAUGGACGACUUGAAGAGCACACAUUUGUCUGAACGUAAAGGCAACGAAGCAUUGGCAUUCAUUAGCCAUUGACUGAUCUGUAAAUACAAUUAGUGUAAUAUUUAGCAAAUAUAUAG